Messenger RNA from Microplitis demolitor, 1449 nucleotides. RefSeq names its product malate dehydrogenase, cytoplasmic (gene Mdh1). NCBI's taxonomy places the organism in Eukaryota, Metazoa, Arthropoda, Insecta, Hymenoptera, Braconidae. Gene Ontology annotation, molecular function: L-malate dehydrogenase (NAD+) activity. The transcript has 4 exons. The coding region runs from base 123 to 1124 and encodes 333 amino acids. Gene Ontology annotation, cellular component: mitochondrion; cytosol. The record is from RefSeq and is a predicted model, not a curated record. Gene Ontology annotation, biological process: tricarboxylic acid cycle; oxaloacetate metabolic process; malate metabolic process.
CAGUGCCAUCAUUCGUCAUUCAACAACUUCCUGCUUUAUUCUCCAUUCGUCAAUUGUCUCUCCUCAGUCUUGGAUCAAACCUCCAAUAAAAGUCGAGCCAGAAAAUUCUUCGAAAGCUGAAAAUGGUGGAACCGAUAAACGUCGUAGUAACUGGAGCUGCGGGUCAAAUAGCCUACUCGCUGCUGUACCAAUUAGCAGCGGGAUCAGUAUUUGGCCCAGAUCAGCCAAUAAAUUUACGUCUGCUGGACAUAAAGCCGAUGAUGGACGUUCUGCAGGGCGUCGUAAUGGAACUUGAAGACCUGGCACUUCCUUUAUUGCGAGAUGUCCUGCCGACCGCUGAUGCUGGGGCAGCAUUCAAAGAUGCCGCGGCAGCAUUCCUGGUCGGGGCGAUGCCACGUAAACAGGGAAUGGAACGCAAGGACCUUCUGGCAGCGAAUGUCAAAAUAUUCAAAGACCAGGGCGAAGCUUUGGACAAGUUCGCGCGCAAGGAUAUCAAGGUCCUGGUGGUUGGCAACCCGGCAAACACAAAUGCUUUGAUCUGUUCCCACUACGCUCCGAGUAUUCCCAAGGAAAACUUCACUGCUAUGACCAGAUUGGACCAGAAUCGCGCUCAGGCAGCUCUGGCUUCACGUCUUGGUGUCCAGGUCGACAAGAUCAAGAACGUCAUCAUCUGGGGCAACCACAGCUCGACUCAGUACCCGGAUGCUGCGCAUGCUGUUGCUGAGUUGCCAGGAAAGGGGUCAGUGAGUGUCAGCUCUGCGGUCAAUGACAGCGGCUGGCUCAAUGGGGAAUUCUUGGAGACGAUCCAGAAACGCGGGGCCGCAGUGAUCGCCGCGCGCAAAAUGUCAUCAGCGAUGUCUGCUGCCAAAGCCGCCGGGGACCACAUGAGGGACUGGUGGUUCGGAACGAAACCCGGGCAAUGGGUUUCCAUGGGCGUCGUCUCUGACGGCAGCUAUGGAAUCCCCAAGGACAUCGUCUUCUCAUUCCCGGUUACUGUCAAGGACAAAAAGUUUGAAAUCGUUCAGGGAUUGGAGAUCAGCGAGUUUGCGAGGUCUAAAUUGGGCAUCACUUCCAAGGAGCUGGAGGAAGAACGAGCUGAAGCCCACCAGGUUCUUAUGCCAUGACUAUUUGAUGACAAGUCGAACAAAUCACCAGUGUGUGUUACAUGUAGAUUGUAAUCUGUUGUUAUCCUCAAUUUGUUUUAAUUUAUUUAUGAUAAAUUGAAAUAUUACCCAGUGAUGUAUAAUUAUCAUAUUUUUUAAACAUAUCAGAGGCCAAAUUUAUGUUAUUUACUUUCGUUUUAUUAUUAAACACUAAUCUUAUUUUUUUCUCUACGGGUCAAAGAUUCCAAAUCUACAGAAUGAUAUGAUUUAUUUUUUCAUUUUAUUGUUUAAAUAAAAAUGUAUAAACAAUAAAUAUAUAUUGGAAUGAAUAAAUAGUUUAAAUGAA